Molecule: messenger RNA, 2198 nt
Organism: Silurus meridionalis
Lineage: Eukaryota; Metazoa; Chordata; Actinopteri; Siluriformes; Siluridae
Gene: upf3b
Product: UPF3B regulator of nonsense mediated mRNA decay
Exons: 10
Coding region: 204-1595 (463 amino acids)
Biological process (GO): positive regulation of translation; nuclear-transcribed mRNA catabolic process, nonsense-mediated decay
Cellular component (GO): nucleolus; cytoplasm
Molecular function (GO): mRNA binding
Source: RefSeq, a predicted model, not a curated record
AAAUGCGUUAUUAUAACUAUAUCUAGAUUUCUAUCUCCUUUUUAAUCUUCGUUUUUAAAUGUUUCAGUAUUUGUAGGUAGGCCUGAAACCAGGCAGCCAAUCAGAAGCGUCCGUCUGUGUUACCGAGAGACUGCUUUAGAAAGUUGGGUGAAGUCCGUCUGAACUCCGCACUGCUUCUCUGCUUCAGUCCUGCACACUGAACCAUGAAAGAAGACAAGGAGAACACGCGGCCCAAAGAGAAGAAAGUGGAGAUCAAAUGUGACGAGAAUGAAAAAACGGAGAAGCCGAAUAAAGAGAAAAAGGAGACCAUGACAAAGAUUGUGAUCCGACGCCUCCCUCCGAGUCUGACUAAAGAAGAAUUGGAGGAGCAGUUACAGCCUCUGCCAGAUGUGGAUUAUCUCGAGUUCUUCUCCAGUGACACCAGCCUCUACCCUCAUCUCUUUGCAAGAGCAUAUCUAAAUUUCAAGAACCAGGAGGACAUUGUUCUUUUCAGAGACCGCUUCGAUGGUUAUGUGUUCAUUGAUAAUCGAGGACAGGAAUACCCUGCCAUUGUUGAGUUCGCACCAUUCCAGAAGAUUGCAAAAAAGAGGAGCAAGAAAAAGGAUUCCAAAAGUGGAACAAUCGAAGAAGAUGCUGAUUAUAAGAGGUUUUUGGAGAUCUACAAUGGUGAUGAUGAGAAGUUAACUUCAACCACCGAGACAUUAUUAGAAGAAAUAGAGGCCAAGACAAAGGAACUAGUUGCCAAGAAAACAACUCCUCUUUUGGACUUCCUUAAGAAUAAGCAGAGGUUAAGAGAGGAAAAGAAGGAGGAAAGAAGGAGGAGAGAACUGGAGCGCAAACGCUUACGUGAUGAAGAGCGGCGGAAGUGGAGAGAGGAGGACAGAAGGAAGCGCAAGGAAGCUGAGAAAUUAAAGAAAGCAGAAAAGGGACCUGAAAAGGACAAAGACCAGCCUAAAGAGGAGCAGCCAAAAAUUAAGCUCUUGAAGAAGCUAGAAAAGCAAGAGUGUAGUGAAAACGAGAAGAUUAAGGAUAAACCCAAGAAGCCAGAGCGAGAGAAACUGAAGGAUGAGAGAGUUCCAGGAGGAGCGGAUACAAAAAAGCGUCAAAAUGGAGAACAGCGAGAGGACAAGCCUAGAAAAUACGACGAAGAUGGACGCAGGGAGCAUCGGGAUCGUGAUAUGGACAGGGAGAGAGACCGCGAACGGGACCGGGAGCGACGGCAGAAAGAAAAGGAGCGAAUCAAGAGGCAGGACGAGGAGCGGCGGAGAAGGAGGGAGCGUCACGAUGGAGAAAAUGCCUACAAAAAGAGAGAGGACGAGAGCAAAAAGGAAAAGGAAUACGUGUGGGAAAAGCGAAGGAAUGAGAACUCCGGCGAAUUCAGUGGUCACAUUGAGAAGUUUGAGAAGUGUUCUAAAGAUGCUAAAAAGGAAGAAAAUGGGAAAAAGGACCGUUUAAGGAACAAGGACCGCCCUGCCAUACAGCUCUACCAGCCAGGAGCAAGAAGCCGCAACAAAGGAGCUCCAGGAGAAGGCCAGGCUGGGGAUAAGAAGGCUGAGAGGGAUGCCAAAAAUAGCCAAGAGAAAGGGGAAGAGUGAAGGGAGCCCACCACAGGGUUCUGAGAUAGAAUUCUGGGCAAAUCCUGGCGAUUUAGCAGUGCUGCUUAAGCCAGAGGUCCUGUGGCUCACAAGAGCGCUCAGUCAGAGACACAGAAGUAGACGUUGCCACCUUACAGUGCCUGAAUAAGCCCCUAUUACUUUCUGUUUGCUUAUAGUAGAGCUGAGCAGUGGGGCAGACUGAAAGAAGCCAAAGUAUUUGGGCCAUGAGCACUCCAAGUGUCCUUACUCUUGGUACACAAUCAAACACACUCUACUCCAAAUAUUCUGCUUUUCUGAUAGAAAAGGUUACCAAUUUAGUCUCUUUCCUGUUCCACACAUUUACAAUAAUUAAACUGUUAUUUCAUUGCAAUAUUUAAGUUUUAAAACAGUAAGGACUGUGCUUUAUAAGACACAUGGCAUGUAUCACAUAUGCAGACUUUUGAUUUGAAGAGAAUAUUUUUUGAAUAUGAGAUGCACAUGGGAUGGGGUUUUGUUAUAACAGAUUUUUGCCAUUUGUUUUUAAACCAGGAAAUAUUUGGAUUUGUUAGAUUUGAGUGGCCUUCCCUACUUUUGAAAUAAAGCUUUACCUGAUGAAAAUCAAAA